AGCCAGAAAGAAACAAUCAGAAAGCUGAGAUGAAAAGUGAGUUGGGAUAGGAGCUGGGACUGCUCUGUAUUAGAUGGGCAAGGAAGGCCUAGCUGAACUAGUGUAAACCAAACCCUGAAGAAGGAAGAAUACACCAGGCAGAGGUAACAGGUGCAAAAGCCCUGAAUCAAAAUCUGCUUUGGGAUAUGUGAGGAAGCCAAGGGAAGCCCAUGGGACUGGAACAUAGAGGGCAAGGGGGAGCGGGGCAAGAAACAAAGUCGGGAGGUAGGACAGGAGGCAAAAGCCUGAUUCUGCAGAGCUAUGGAUAAGCUGCUUUGGACAUCCGAAAUCUCUCUGACAUCUAUUCAUCACUCAGUGGUGUCCGACUCUUUCGUGACCCCAUGCACUGUAGCCCACCAGGCUGCUCUGUCGGGGGAAUUCUCCAGGCAAGAAUACUGGAGCCAUUUUCUUCUCCAGGGGAUCUUUCUGACCCAAGGAUUGAACCUGGGUCUCCUGCACUUCAGGCAGAUUCCUUACCAUCUGAGCUACCAUAGUAUUCAAUGUUUUGAGGGCCAGAGGCAGCCAGAUCCACUGUCAAGUGAGGAAGGAAUGUCUCAUGUACAAUUUUUUUUUUCUAGCCACGCUGCAUGUGGGAUGUUAAUUCCCCAACCAGUUAUCAAAUCCACACUCCUUGCAUUGGAAUCGUGAUGUCUUAAUCACUGAACUAUCGAAGUCCCUCAUGUACACCUUUAAAAAACUCCUGGUGGGAAUUCCCUGGAGGUCCAGUGUUUAGGAUUCCAAGCUCUUAAACUGCCAAGGGCUGGGGUUCGAUCCCUGAUCAAGGAAAUAAGAUCCCACAUGCUGUAAGGCAGAGGAAAGCUCAGGAAGGUCAAGGGUGGAACCAUUUCCACCAGUAACAGUAACAUGAGAGGUGAUGGCAGGCCCGGACUAGGAAGGAGAGAAGUUGUGAGCCCUGCGCAGUAUUUUGGGGAUAGAGCCAACGAGGUGGAGCUGGACGCCAGAAAUGCUGGAGCGAGGAGGCCACAGAGAGGAGCAUCAAAUGUGGGCGGAAAGGGAGCCGCUACUGGAAGAGCUGGUGGGGGGCGAGCCGACUUGACAUCCAUCUGAGGAGGGAGCCUAAGCUGCAGGAGUCUGGAAUCCUCGAGCUGCAGCCGUUUGUGAGGGAGAAAGCUCUAGGAGUCCAAAAAGAGUUGCUGCCCGCAGCCUGACUGGCAAGCAAGACGCUGGCGGGUGGGGACCCUGCAGGGGCGGGGCCCAGGUAGCACUGCGCAGGCGCCGAGCUUACCGUUUCCAUGGCGGCGAGGACUCACGCGCAGCAACCGCUCCGCAACCGUAGGGUCCCAGACUUCGGCCCCGCGGGAGACCGUGGUCCCCGAGCGUGUCAGCAUCGCCACCCCAGAGCCAGCUGCUGCCCGUGGAGAGCCAGACCCCACCUUCACGCUCUCGGUCCGUUGCGGAGACAUGGGCGACCUGGAGCUGCUGCUGCCGGGCGAGGCUGAUGUGCUAGUACGGGGACUGCGCAGCUUCCAGCUGCGCGAUAUGGGCUCCAGAGGGUGGAACCAGCAGCAUGAGAACCUGGAGAAACUGAACAUGCAGGCCAUCCUCGAUGCCACGGCCAGCCAGGGAGAGCCCAUCCAGGAGCUGCUGGUCACCCAUGGGAAGAUCCCGACGCUGGUGGAAGAGCUGAUUGCAGUGGAGAUGUGGAAGCAGAAGGUGUUCCCUGUGCUGUGCAAGCUGGAGGACUUCAAGCCCCAGAACACGUUUCCCAUCUACAUGGUGUUACACCACGAGGCCUCCAUCAUCAACCUCCUGGAGACAGUGUUCUUCCACAAGGAGGUGUGCGAGUCAGCAGAGGACACUGUCUUGGACCUGGUGGACUACUGCCACCGCAAACUGACUCUCCUGGUGGCCCAGAGUGGCCGUGGUGCCCCUCCUGAGGAGGAAUCCCAGUACAGCAGCCCCAUGCAGGAGCUGCAGAAGCAGGCAGAGCUGAUGGAAUUUGAGAUUGCGCUGAAGGCCCUCUCAGUGCUUCGCUACAUCACAGACUGUGUGGACAGCCUUUCCCUGAGCACCUUGAGCCGCAUGCUCAGCACUCACAACCUGCCCUGUCUCCUGGUGGAAUUACUGGAGCACAGUCCCUGGAGCCGACGGGAAGGAGGCAAGCUGCAGCAAUUUGAGAGCGGCCGUUGGCAGACAGUGACCCCCUCGGAGCAGCAAAAACUGAGCAAGUUGGAUGGGCAGGUGUGGAUCGCCCUAUACAACCUGCUGUUAAGCCCUGAGGCCCGGGCCCGUUACUGCCUCACAAGCUUUGCCAAAGGACAGCUACUAAAGCUCCGGGCCUUCCUCACAGACACACUGCUCGACCAGCUGCCCAACCUGGCAGACCUGCAGGGUUUCCUCGCUCACCUGGCCCUGACUGAAGCCCAGCCCCCUAAGAAGGACCUGGUGUUGGAACAGAUCCCAGAAAUCUGGGAGCGGCUAGAGCGAGAGAACAAAGGCAAGUGGCAGGCUAUCGCCAAGCAUCAGCUGCGGCAUGUAUUCAGCCCCUCAGAGCAGGACCUGAGGCUGCAGGCUCGAAGGUGGGCUGAGACCUACAGACUGGAUGUGCUCGAGGCAGUGGCUCCAGAGCGGCCCCGCUGCGCCUACUGCAGUGCAGAGGCCUCCAAGCGUUGCUCCCGGUGCCAGAAUGAGUGGUAUUGCUGCAGGGAGUGCCAAGUCAAGCACUGGGAGAAGCAUGGAAAGGCUUGUGUCCUGGCAGCCCAGGGGGACAGAGCCAAGUGAAGGCUGCAGCUGCUGAGGGCCAACCACCCAUGCCUACAACCCACUCGAGUGUCCCCGCCAAAACCUCUGGAUCUCAAUCUGGCCUCUGCAAGUGCCCCAGCCUCCCGGGUGGUGAGGAUAGUAGGCGGGAAGAGCUGUUGACCCAUCUACCCCCCAGCUAAGCGUUCCCCACUUCCUGCUCUAUCAGGCGGGAAGGCUUAGGGUGCAGCCUCCCCAAGCUGGGGCAGGAGGCCUGGGCGGGGGG
Bubalus bubalis (water buffalo) is the source of this 3025-nucleotide messenger RNA. It is a transcript of the gene ZMYND10, whose product is annotated as zinc finger MYND-type containing 10. Gene Ontology annotation, cellular component: cytoplasm; centriolar satellite. Gene Ontology annotation, biological process: outer dynein arm assembly; inner dynein arm assembly; motile cilium assembly. The coding region runs from base 1462 to 2781 and encodes 439 amino acids. The transcript has 12 exons. The record is from RefSeq and is a predicted model, not a curated record. Lineage: Eukaryota; Metazoa; Chordata; Mammalia; Artiodactyla; Bovidae.